This is a messenger RNA of Racocetra persica, 291 nucleotides long. Lineage: Eukaryota; Fungi; Glomeromycota; Glomeromycetes; Diversisporales; Gigasporaceae. The record is from the annotation of a GenBank genome assembly.
AAGUUAAUGAGGAAGAAAAUGAUUCAACUGAAUCUGAAAGCUCAGACGAUAAAGAGCCUGACGAAAUUGCUAAGGAGUCAGAUAAAAAUAUAGAAGAGCCCGAUACUGUUGCAAAAGAUUCUAUUUAUGAACUUUUUUUAAAAGUCUUUGUUAAUGAUUUAUUGAUUUGCACAACAAAAAUUGAAAAGCCAUACUAUUCCGCUAGAAUCUAUCCAGACGUUUGCGUUCACUGUGGGUGCUUGGAUGGUUCUAAAUUGGCAAAUGAAUAUCCACAUUGUAAUGAUUGUGAGA